AUGCGACAAUUCUUCCACGACAAACGGAACAAAUAUCUCCCGAUACGGCAGAGCGGCCAACCCGGGGGCAAUGCUGCAACGGCUGCGUCUUCUUCCAGUGCAAAGACUUUCCCCGUCGGUAUCAAGUGCCUCCAUAGGCCAGCAGAGGAUCUUGUUGAUAUUGUAUUCGUCCACGGCCUGAGCGGCCAUCGGGAGAGGACAUGGACGGCCUCAGGGGAAUCUGAGCCAUGGCCCAAGACUCUCCUGCCAUCUAAACUACCAAACGCCCGAAUCCUCACAUUCGGAUACAAUGCCUACGUUACUAGUUGGCAAGGCAUUGUGUCACAAGAUCGCCUCGGGAGCCAUGCCGGUAAUCUGUUGAAUUCUCUUGCCUCUUAUAGGGAGGACGACAAAACGAAUGAUCGCCCUAUUAUUUUCGUCUGUCACAGCUUGGGUGGGCUUGUUUGCGAAGAUGCUUUAAUCAAAUCGAACGAGCGACCAGAGGCACAGCUCCGUAACAUCAUUCAUUGUACCCGCGGUAUCAUAUUCCUGGGAACGCCGCACCAUGGAUCUGGCCUGGCCACUUGGGCCGAGCGCAUGUCACUGUCCAUCAAUGUGAUAAAACAGACCAAUUCCAAGAUUGUCGAAGUCCUCAGACGCGAUUCUGAAGUCCUUGCUAGGAUCCAGGAGAGUUUUCAUACCAUGGUUUUAGCUCGCAACAAGACAAAAGGGUACGCCAUCGAGAUCACUUGCUUCUAUGAGCAACUACCUCUACCCAGAAUUGGAUUCGUCGUCCCACAAGAUUCGGCCACUCUCCCGGGGUACAAUCAGAUAGGCAUCCACGGCAACCACAAGCAGAUGAUCAAGUUUUCCGAAGCACACGAUCCGGGUUUCAUGGCUAUUUGCGGUGAACUCAAGCGGUGGGUCGGGUCUCUGGCUACGCCCGAUGGCCGGGACAUUUCACGAAACCCGGAAACACAUAAGCCUAAAGCAACCAGCAGACACUUUCUUGUACCAUACACCUGCAACUCGGAUUUCGUCGGGCGGUCCGGGAUCCUUGAACAGUUAAAAUCUCAGCUUGGCCACAACCAGCCCGAGUCUCAACACAAAUCACAGGCAAGGGUAUCGCUCCAUGGCCUCGGUGGGAUCGGGAAAACCCAGAUUGCUUUGGCAUAUGCCUAUUGGCUACAAGACGAACACCCAGAGGUCUCGGUGUUUUGGGUUCAUGCCAGUAACGCCGAGCGAUUUCGCCAAGCAUUCGCGUACAUCGCACAGGAAUGUCAGAUCCCUGGCUACGAUGACUCCAAGACCGAUAUGCUACAGCUAGUCAAGACAUGGCUGGAAAGAAGAGAACGGGGGAAUUGGCUCAUGAUAAUCGACAACGCCGAUGAUGCCCAUGUAUUUUUCAGUCAAUCAACGGAGCCGGCAAACGCAGCGACCCAUCAAGAUCGAAUUGGACGCUAUAUCCCGGAGUGCGCUCAUGGAUCUCUGCUUAUCACGACAAGAAACCUGAUGGCGGCAUCGAGGUUGACAAAAGGAAAUCCCACAAUUGGCGUUGGUAACAUGGAUGAGAGCGAGUCGGCCGAGCUGCUUCGCACAAGGCUUGGAGGAAUAGAAUCUUCCUCUACUGAACUGUCGAUUCUUUCUUCUCGGCUGGAGUAUCUGCCACUCGCUCUCGCGCAGGCAGCUGCAUUCAUUCAGGAGAACGCCCUCCAGAUUAAGGAUUAUCUGCAGCUCCUCGGCCACAGUGAUCAAACCCUUGUUGAUCUAUUGAGCGAAGAGUUUGAGACCACAGGGAGAGAAACAGAAGCUCCUCGUGCAGUUGCGGAAACAUGGGCUCUUUCGUUUCAACAGAUUGAGCAGCAAAAUCCACUGGCCGGGGAGCUUCUCUCGUUCAUGUGCCUCCUCGAUCGGCAGGACAUUCCCAUGGAAUUCUUGUUUCAUUACACUCAAAAAGACCAUGAUAGUAAUUUUGGGAGUAACGUCACGCUUACUAAAGCCUUGGGUGUUCUCAAGGCCUUUUCCUUUAUCGCAGAGGGUAAAGACGAGCAUCUGAAUAUGCACCGCCUCGUGCAGUUGGUCACUCGAAAGUGGUUGACUACAAAGAACACCGUAUCUCAGUUUACGGAACUGGCCAUCUUAGCGGUGUCUACUGCUUAUCCAGAGAGUCAUUAUGAGAACCGCGCAUUAUCCGUCGCGUAUCUCCCACAUGUGCAGUCUGUGCUGAACUUGAAAGGCACUGACUCGAGGGACGAAAAUAUUGCCAAGGCAACCCUAUUGCACAGGGUAGCUGGGUUUUCUCAUUGGGAUGGUCAAUGGAGUGAAGCGGAGGAGCUAUCUGCACAAGCCCUAGCCACACGACGACAAUUGCUUGGCGAGGAACAUCCUGAUACGCUGGCUAGCAUGCGCUCCUUAGCAUUCGCAUUAAAGGAGCAGGGCCGGUGGAAAGAAACAGAAGAAUUACAUCUGCGCGAGUUGGAAAUCUCCAAAAGGGUGCUUGGCGAGCAAAAUCUUGAGACACUAAAUACAAUGGUCAAUCUGGGAUUCAUACUUGGAAAGCAAGGCAAGUUUCGGGAGGCAGAGGAGCUGCAAUCACAAGCAUUGGGGAUCCAGAAAAGGGUCGUUGGCAAGGAACACCCCGACACCCUGACUAGCAUGAGUGACUUAGCACUGACUCUCGAAGAUCAGGGUAGGUGGGGGGAGGCAGAGGAGAUGCAGCUACAAGUAUUGGAGAUCCAGAAAAAGCUACUUGGGAAGGAGCACCCCCACACCCUAGCUAGCAUGAAUAACUUAGCAUUGACUUUCUCAAAUCAGGGUAGGUGGGGGGAGGCAGAGGAGCUACAGCUACAAGUAUUGGAGAUCAGGAAAAGGCUACUUGGGAAGGAGCACCCCCGCACCCUAACUAGCAUGAAUAACUUAGCAUUGACUUUCUUAAAUCAGGGUAGGUGGGGGGAGGCAGAGGAGCUGCAAUCACAAGCAUUGGGGAUCCAGAAAAGGGUCGUUGGCAAGGAACACCCCCACACCCUAACUAGCAUGAGUGACUUAGCAUUGACUUUCUCAAAUCAGGGUAGGUGGGGGGAGGCAGAGGAGAUGCAGCUACAAGUAUUGGAGAUCCAGAAAAAGCUACUUGGGAAGGAGCACCCCCACACCCUAGCUAGCAUGAAUAACUUAGCAUCGACUUUCUCAAAUCAGGGUAGGUGGGGGGAGGCAGAGGAGAUACAGAUACAAGUGUUAGAGAUCGGGAAAAGGGUAUUUGGGAAGGAACACCCGCACACCCUGGCUAGCAUGAACAAUCUUGCCUACACUUGGAAAAGAAGCAAAUACUGGGGCCUGAUCAUCCCCACACAGUAUCGUCAUGUCAUGCCGUCGAUGAAUGGCGGUCAGAAGCUGGGUUGUCUUGAUGAAGACGAAACGGCGAGAGUGUUGGUCUAA
This is a messenger RNA of Ilyonectria robusta, 3411 nucleotides long. RefSeq lists its product as uncharacterized. Gene Ontology annotation, molecular function: protein binding; ATP hydrolysis activity. Bases 1 to 3411 code for a protein of 1136 amino acids. The record is from RefSeq and is a predicted model, not a curated record. Lineage: Eukaryota; Fungi; Ascomycota; Sordariomycetes; Hypocreales; Nectriaceae. The transcript has 7 exons. Gene Ontology annotation, cellular component: kinesin complex.